ACACUACGGUUGAAUAUUCUUCAUCGCAAAUCUUCAAAAUGGUUCAAUUCAACAAACCCGAUGCUGAUUCUGUUUUCCGCUCUCCUCUCGGUCCUUACGACUACUCGCAGGAAAAAUGGGAUUCCCUCACUUCUUUUCUAGAAGAUAUGUUCAGACGGAAGCAUCCUUCAAGUCAAAUAUUCGAGGUCGCUUCAGGAAUGACAAUGACGUACAGUGAGCUUCUAGAGGUAGCAGAGACGGUUGCGGCUAAUUUAGCACUUGAAGGUAUUCCCCCGAGAACCAUCGUUCACAUUGUGUGCGAGAACAGUUUUGAUUGGAUAACGACUCUGUUCGCAUGUUAUUUGAAUGACUGCAUUGUUGUCGCCAGCAACUCAAAGUCACCGUGGCCAGAAUGUGCUCGGAAUAUAGAAACAAGUUGUUCUACCGUUCUUAUUUUGUCGGCAAAAUGCUUCGCAAGGCUCAAAAAUGAAAUAGACCACCCUUUCUUGACUCAUAUAAUUGACAUUGAGCCAAAUUUAGCCAAAGAGAAAUACGAUCCACAGUUUAACUUCACUCGAAGAGAGACGCUCAGAUCUCCCGUGUACAACAGAGAAGAACUGCAGGACAUUUGCAGCAUGUUAUUCUCUUCAGGAACUUCAGGAGUUCCGAAAUCGAUCAAAAUAGUCCGGAAGAGUCUGAUUAGCGGUUGCUUGACAAAUACGUUUCCAGGUUUUGCUACACAAACUCACCAGGAUGUUACCCUAGUUGCUCAACCCAUUGCCCACAUUGGUGGACUAACGAUCUUCUUUUUUUCUGCUUUCCAGGGCGCAAACUUGGUUAUCACUGACUAUCCAGGAUCAACUGGGCUUCUUCAGGUUAUCCAAAAGUACCGGAUAACUUUUUUCUUUGCAGUUCCGUCAGUUUUGCACUCUUUGGCUAAAAUAGAUAAUUUGGAAAGUUUCGACUUAGCAUCCAUUCGAGUUAUUUUAACCGGCGCUACAAGUCCUAACUUUGAAGUUAUAAAAACUUUGCAGAAAAGGAGUGGGAAUGAAAAUGUGACAAUAAAACAUGGAUACGGUGCCACGGAAACGUACGGUACAACCUUUAUGACGAAUGAAAAUUUCGAGACAUGCAUUGAGUCCAUAGGAUUAGGCUUGCCAGGGGUCAACUUCCGAAUCGCCGAUUUGAAGGACCCUACAACAUUCAUAACAGAACCUAAUCUUGAGGGUGAAUUACAAACCAGGCAGUGUCAUCCUUAUUUACUAUAUUUUAACGACCCCGAAAAAUCAGCGACAGCUUUGACCGACGAUGGUUUCUACAAAACGGGGGAUUUGGCUUAUCUCAUUCGAGUUAUUUUAACCGGCGCUACAAGUCCUAACUUUGAAGUUAUAAAAACUUUGCAGAAAAGGAGUGGGAAUGAAAAUGUGACAAUAAAACAUGGAUACGGUGCCACGGAAACGUACGGUACAACCUUUAUGACGAAUGAAAAUUUCGAGACAUGCAUUGAGUCCAUAGGAUUAGGCUUGCCAGGGGUCAACUUCCGAAUCGCCGAUUUGAAGGACCCUACAACAUUCAUAACAGAACCUAAUCUUGAGGGUGAAUUACAAACCAGGCAGUGUCAUCCUUAUUUACUAUAUUUUAACGACCCCGAAAAAUCAGCGACAGCUUUGACCGACGAUGGUUUCUACAAAACGGGGGAUUUGGCUUAUCUAAAUGAGGAUCUAAAUGUGAUGAUCUCUGGACGAAUCAAAGAAGUGAUCAAAUUUCGUGGGUUUUCAGUUUCACCAGCUGAAAUUGAGGCAAUUUUAACGCAGCACCCGUUAGUUCAAGAGUGUUCAGUUGUCGCAAAACCCAAAGAAGCAAACGGCGAAAUCCCAGUUGCUUUUGUCGUACUGAAGUUUCCGGAUACAGCUGGCACAAACGAAGUCGAAAAAGAGCUGAUCGCAUUUGUGGCAGAGUCGUUGGCCGAUUUCAAGAGGAUCCAUCGUGUUUAUUUCAUUGAUGACAUUCCAAAAAAUGGCAGCGGAAAAAUACUCAAGCAAAUGCUAGUCAGGAAAUUCCAGAAAGAAUGA
Messenger RNA from Symsagittifera roscoffensis, 2051 nucleotides. RefSeq lists its product as uncharacterized. The transcript is spliced from 3 exons. NCBI's taxonomy places the organism in Eukaryota, Metazoa, Xenacoelomorpha, Acoela, Convolutidae. Gene Ontology annotation, molecular function: CoA-ligase activity. The coding region runs from base 39 to 2051 and encodes 670 amino acids. The record is from RefSeq and is a predicted model, not a curated record.